GAUAUCAUGCAUGUGCGUGAGAAGUUCCCUUGGGCCAAAGGGAACGAACCCCUGGUCAGGAAACUAGGGAGGGCCAAUGCUCAACGAAGGAAAUGGCUCGAGAGUCGACGACAAGGUUGCGAAAGCCCUUUAUAUCAGUCCCACUUGGACUCGAAGGCGCUAAAAACUUAUGCCAAUUAUCAGAAGGAUUCUUCCUCCUCCACCGCCACAACAACGAGGGCUACUGCAACGGACUCUGGUGGGUCUUCUUCAAUGAAAAUGGAUGAAGACGAGCCUGAAUCAUUGGUCCCGGAGCCUCCCUCGGAUUUGACCUCAGGAAGACGCUUCCGAUGCCCAUACUGCUACAUCCAGGUCGAAAUAUCAAACACACCAGAAUGGCAGAGGCAUGUGUUUGCCGAUCUUUCGUCUUACACCUGCACUUUUGACAGCUGUCCUGCGCCCCUUUUCGAAACUCGGCAACAGUGGUUUCAGCACGAGAUGGAAGUCCACCGAAAACACUGGCAGUGCGAUAUCGGAUCAAUGCCCAGUGAUUGGGAACUGACACCUCAGGCGUUUGGAAAUCAUCUGGCCAAACAUUUAGAGGAAUUAUCCUUAUUCGUGCUGCCACCCACAACUGCCAAUGAC
Messenger RNA from Neurospora tetraspora, 624 nucleotides. RefSeq lists its product as uncharacterized. The annotation marks the transcript as partial. Lineage: Eukaryota; Fungi; Ascomycota; Sordariomycetes; Sordariales; Sordariaceae. The record is from RefSeq and is a predicted model, not a curated record. The transcript is spliced from 3 exons.